GCAGCAGUAAUAGUUGUUGUGUGUGUAGUGCUUGGCCUGGACAACUCUAGAUAGCGGGGAGAUAUGCAGGCAGCAGGACCCAGCCGGGCAAAUAAGGAAGCAAACAAAAAAAGAUAAUUAUUCUGGUGUGAUUUUGUAUUAGUUACUGGUACGGGUACGCAGUGUUUGAAUUGCUUGUCUUUGCCAACAAAUGACGAGGAAGCUAACAAGCUCCUUUACAGAGAAAAGCACGUUGUCGUAGAAACGAGAUAGAAUUGUUCGAGGUGUAUUUGUGCUGUGCGUGUGUCUACGGUGCCCUGUCUGCGGAAGUGCUGUAGAAUACGACGGGUUAACGAAGAAAUAGAAAUUUUUGGCACUGUCCGAGUCUCGUGGUACGGUGGAUUAAUCAUCGGAAAUGCCCGGUCCCUCCGGUGGUUCGGGGCCUGGAGGAAGUUGUUCACCAAGCGGGGGGUCCAUAAGUGGCGGUCAAACUGCAGAACAUAAAUGUGUCUACUGUACAUCAGAUAUCAGAGGCCUUCGCGUCCGAUGCACACAGCAGACGUGCGGACCAACGUUCAAUCUUUGCUCAGAGUGCUUCGCCUGCCAAGUGGAAUUGGGAACACAUCGCAGAACUCAUUCCUACGAAAUUAUCGAUGACGGGAAUUUUCCCCUGUUUAACGAGCGUUCGGCGUGGCGAGCGGUGGAAGAAAGCCAGCUACUUGACUCCGUUGAGCGCUUCGGUUUUGGUAACUGGGAAGAUAUUAAGACAAUGCUUUCUGGACGAACUGUCGAGGAAGUAAAGGCGCAUUAUGGUCACUUCUACAUUGAUGGAAACAUAGGAAAGGUUACAUGGGGCCGAUGUGGUCCGCCUUCACAAAAUGUAAUCGAUCGGUCAUUACCUCCGGGUGAACCCCUGUCACCUUCGUUAAAUUCACCCACGAAGCCUCCUCAGGAGUUAAGUGUUAAUGACCAAUUAGAAAUGGGUUAUAUGCCUAAUAGAGAUGACUUUGAGAAGGAAUUUGAUAACGACGCUGAAAAUUUGAUAAGUCAAUUGGCGUUAUGUGAGGAUGAAGAUCCCACGGAUCGAGAAGCUAAGAUGGCGCUUAUCGAUAGCUAUGCUCGGAGAUUAGGGGAACGGGUCCGGCGUAAGAAGUUUGCGCGGGAGCACAAUUUGUUAUGUCUCUUUAUCAAAGGUGGAGCUUCGCCGGGGUGCCGAGGUGUAAAGGCUUCGUCUAGGGAGGGUCGUAUGCGGAGGGAAGCGUCAGAAAAAUUACGACCGUUUCUUCAAGACACAUCAGGGGAAGAACUUGAGGCUUUCAUGAUUAACCUUGAAAGUCAGAUGGAUCUUAAAGGAAGAAUCAAAGAUUUGUCCAGGGCACGAAGAAAUGGUCUGACCCGGCUUGAAGAUCUCUUUGAUUUUGAACAGGCUAAAAAGCGACGCGACAAAUUAAUGCAUCGGCGAGCUAUACAGAUGUCUCCGAGUGGAGCGGGGGCGGAGGGGGCCCCGGGCCGCGGAAGCCACGCAGGCGCACCUCCGUCGUUUCACGGGACCGCAAGGGAUUCCAUCGCCGCCAACGGCAAACCAACGGGAACUCCAUCGGCCACGGGACUACUAUUACCCGCAAUAGCAACAACAACAACAGCAACAACAACAGUGGCAGCAAUAAACUCAAGCACCAUCGGAAAUGCCGUCACUUUAACCGGACGGGAUUCCCAAAGAACAAGCCAAAGGCGAGAGGAAAGGAUAAGCGAAAGGAUGUGUGGAUUGUUAGAUGAUCGUCUGUCCCAGAAGGAGAAGCGGAUAUGCUCAUCGUUAGGCCUGACAGCAGGCGCCUACAUGCAAUAUAAGAUUUUAUUGCUCCAUCAGCUGAGGAGUGGACAGCGCGAGGUGGGCGUCCCUAGGGGUCUUGAUGCUACCAGAACGCAAGCCCUCCUUGAGCACUUUUAUAGAGCCGGAUGGGUGAAAUGACCAAACGAAAAAUGGUCGAAAGGUAAACCAGUGCUGUUGAGCUUAAGCAAUUUCGAUUGACUUACCAUCCCCAAAGGCUGCCAAAAGACUCCAUAGAAAACACUUGAUCAAACGGAAAUGAAGCCAACAAACUUAGAAAAAUGAGACUUCCAAGGUCGGCAGAGGAAACGACCAGGAACUCAAUUUAUCUAUUGAGAUAAGCCUAUAGUGAGGUCAGCAAUAAACGAAAUAGACACGUUAGGACAAUGAAGGUCGAACGUACGAAAAAACGGCUCAUACUUCCAAUUUUCCCAUUUUCCAUGGCGUUUACGUACUUACAUCAAUGGUGUAGAGACAGACCACAGGACGGGUGCUCCUGUCAAACACUGUACUGUAUUGUAUAUUGAAUACUUACGAAUGAACAGAGAAUAUAAACAGUAUGAUGUCAUCGAUUGAUGACGUAGUGUCGACGACGCACAUGGGCUUUCCGGGUAAAGGGCUUCAUAGAUUUUCGGAGAAAAAUUAGAGAUGGUAGUGAGAAAAGCAAAAAAUAGGCGACUAUUGGAAGUCCUGCGGGAUGAGUAAUACGUUUGAGGAAUAGACCUUUUGGGUUAGUUCUUAUAUAGGGUCCGUAUCAUUUGAACACGCGCCGCUAGUACUCUAAAAAUAAGCAAAUUUUACGAAGCACUCCGAUCGCAUAAUUAAAGAUUUGAUACUAACAAUCACAAGAUGCCAAGCUCACGAAGGUAAAUUUACUGUCGUAUACACACGUAUUUUCUGGAUCUUUAGAGUCCGCUUCGAGUGCCGAUAAGAUAAUCAUCAAAAAAAUGGCUAAAACGAUAGCCGAAUAUUAAUCAAUUUUACGUGCCGAGCGAGGAGCGCUCGGAAUGUAAUUCACCCAGUACUUGUUUAAGCAUUUUUCUUCAGCGGGACUGAGAACAGACACCCAACUCAGUACCAUUCAUUUAUAGAUAGAAUUUUUUUAGAAUACUCUUUUUGGAAUUGAAGACGGCAUUGACAUCAAGGUGCAUCACUCUGGCACUGUUUGUUUAAGUGAUCUCUUUAUACAAGCUAAAUUAUUUAGAUGAUGGUUGUUCAAGAAAUGUUCCUGCUAUUACCGGACGGGACAGGUGAACGUGUAAGCUAAGCGUAUCACCAAUAGUGAGGCGAUGGAGCAUCUUAAUGUUCCAAAGGUAACAAUCUCUUUAGCUUAGUUGGUGCUUAUUGAUUUGAAGCAGCUGCUAGUAAUUUUCGUAAAGACCUUUCCGCUACGUCGAUUUCUAAGCAGUCUUGAGUAUGCAAGGCUUAUUAUGAAUAUACUUCCGAUAUCAAAACCCUACUGAGCUAGCAUUUCGUAAAAGAUUUGAACACUCGACUAAUUAUCCAUUAACUGAUUUUCCACUACAAUAAUUAACGCAGCAAGUCCGUCUGUGGUUAUGGAAAAUCGGAAAAUGCUACAAUGAUUUCUACCCAGAUAUAUUUAUCUGUUAGUCUGGCUUACACGUAUAAGCCCAGACGUUUACUUACGUAAUGUUGAUUGACUCGAAAUUUUCUUUCAUUUAUAAUUCCUUUCGUUAGCGCAACAAUAUGUUUGAUAAGAACAAAGUACUGAAUGGUCAUUUAAUAGUAUCAAUUUUAUUGGCUUGCAGAUUUAUAGGCCUGAGGGGCGUAUGUAUCUUCCUUGAGACCACCAAAUUUGUGUAUAUAGAGACCAUCUCCGGGGCAGAGUUCCUCAAUGGCGUUGCUAAAAAACAAAAACUAGGAUUUGUAUGUUAAGACUAAAAUGUAAAUGUCGAGUAAUUGUGUGAACGGCUGAAUAAAGCAUGUGGAUAGUAGGCAUGCAGAUGCUCGGCUCAUAGUGAAUAUUAUGGCGAUGUUGAUAACGAAAUGAGAUAAUAGAGAGAGAGGGGGAAGGGGUGGAGAACUAAACUAGAAACAAAGUGGUGUGCUUUUUCUCAACUAGAGCGAAACGUAUUGACAUGGAAACAGUUAUUUCCAUUGUGAAUCUUUUAAUGAGAGUUUGUAUGGAUACUAAUAGGAACACAUAACAAUCGGAAAAAAACAGACCCUUUAUCGUCAUGUGGUGAUAACGAGAUGAUGCUGAGGGUUUGUUGAACUAUUCGCACAUAUGUAGAUAAGACUGUAGUAGAAAUAAUGUACAUUCAACGAUGUAAAGUUAUAUUAUACCGGCAAAAAUUAUAAAUACCUAUGCGUUUAUUUAAUAAGAACAAUAUAUAAUAAUAGUAAUAAAAAUAAACAGA
This is a messenger RNA of Varroa destructor (honeybee mite), 4188 nucleotides long. RefSeq names its product Transcriptional adapter 2B (gene Ada2b). Lineage: Eukaryota; Metazoa; Arthropoda; Arachnida; Mesostigmata; Varroidae. Gene Ontology annotation, cellular component: SAGA-type complex; nucleus. Gene Ontology annotation, biological process: regulation of transcription by RNA polymerase II; chromatin remodeling. Gene Ontology annotation, molecular function: chromatin binding; zinc ion binding; transcription coactivator activity. The record is from RefSeq and is a predicted model, not a curated record.